Molecule: messenger RNA, 2958 nt
Organism: Nothoprocta perdicaria
Lineage: Eukaryota; Metazoa; Chordata; Aves; Tinamiformes; Tinamidae
Gene: KCTD5
Product: potassium channel tetramerization domain containing 5
Exons: 7
Coding region: 2-814 (270 amino acids)
Biological process (GO): protein homooligomerization; proteasome-mediated ubiquitin-dependent protein catabolic process
Cellular component (GO): cytoplasm; Cul3-RING ubiquitin ligase complex
Molecular function (GO): cullin family protein binding
Source: RefSeq, a predicted model, not a curated record
GAUGGCGGCGGAGAACCACUGCGAUUUCCCGGUGCCCCCGCUCGGCGGCCUCAGCUUGGGCGGCCCGGGCGCGCCCUGCCGCCGCUGCAGCUCCGCGCCGCCCCCCGGCGCUGUGCCUGGCAAGUGGGUGCGACUCAAUGUGGGGGGCACCUGCUUCUUGACCACUCGGCAGACGCUCUGCAGGGACCCCAAGUCCUUCCUGUUCCGACUCUGCCAGGCCGACCCCGACCUCGACUCGGACAAGGAUGAAACAGGCGCCUAUUUAAUAGACAGAGACCCAACCUACUUUGGGCCAGUGCUGAAUUAUCUCAGACAUGGGAAACUGGUUAUUAACAAGGACCUAGCUGAGGAAGGUGUACUGGAAGAGGCUGAAUUUUACAAUAUCACAUCACUAAUAAAACUGGUAAAGGACAAAAUAAGAGAAAGAGACAGCAAAAUCUCACAGGUGCCGGUCAAGCAUGUGUACAGGGUGCUGCAGUGCCAGGAGGAGGAACUCACUCAAAUGGUCUCCACAAUGUCUGAUGGCUGGAAAUUUGAACAGCUUGUCAGUAUAGGUUCCCAGUAUGGCUGUGGUCGGGCCCAGCAGGCAGAGUAUCUGCUGAUAGUGUCACGGGAAGUGAAAGGGGAAGAGAGAUGCUUCCAGAAAUGCUGCAGUGAGCUGGUUAGUAUUGGUUCUUCCUAUAACUAUGGCAAUGAAGAUCAGGCUGAAUUUCUGUGUGUUGUCUCAAAAGAAUUGCAUAACACUCCCUAUGGCACAACCAGUGAACCCAGUGAAAAAGCAAAGAUUUUGCAAGAAAGAGGAUCCAGGAUGUGAAGACAAUAUCGAAUGCUGAAGAUUUUUUUUUCUCUUUUAUUCCAAGAAGCAGUGAAUUGUCGCAUUGAAGAGGCUUGGCUGCAAAAGAAAAAAUCUGAUUUAGACAAUUUUCUGUUGAUCUGGGUUCAACCAUUUUUGCCUAUAAGCUGGUAUAAACUGGCUGAAAGCAUUGCAAGAUUACUUAGUGGGAAUAGAUGGUGUGAGAGUGUGUGUUAAGUUUUGGUUGUAGUGCGUGGUUAUACUCUCUUAUGGGCUGGCUGACAUUGGUCAUUUGAAUAGAGGUGACCAUGCACUCAUAUUUUUCUCUGAGACAUGUAGCGCUUACGCCUGGUGCUGGAUGACCCAAUGUUGAUCAGUUUGAAGAGUUUUUCUUACUAAUCGUUUUAAACAUUUAAAGGACAAUGUAACUGGUGCUACACACACACACACACGCACGUACGCAUGCAUUACAGCCCACAAAUGUAAAUUUAGGGGCCUACAUUGUUUUGGAUUCGGUGGCAGCUCCUGGUGACUCUCUUAUACUGCACAUUCCGUAUGGCUCUGUGACAUAUUCUGUCAUGUAACAACAGCAGAACAGCCUAGGAGAUCAACUGAAACUAGUACAUAAAAUGUUACACCACAGACAAAAGUGUUUUUUUCUCAAGGAAGGAUGUAUAUAUCAACUUAGUGACUGGGUUUAUGGCAUAUUUUAAUACUCAAAGAGAAGAGGAAACUCAGAGAAAGUGUCCUUCGUUUGAGUCAUUCUUGAUACUCCUGUCCAAAGUGUUCUCCUGCAAAAGUUAUGCUCUGGUUUUAGCCAGGAGUUUGUGAGGGGAAUCAAAAUUCACUUAAAAUGAGCAACUGAGCAUUUUGUUUCUUUUGAAAUCGUUGUAGUCAAGUGUGUGUUUAUACUUCUAAAAAUGGCUACAAGUGUUGAUCUCACUGUGGAUUUUGGUAAAGAUUUGUAAGAGAACUGGGGGUUGCAUAGAAAUAUGGCUGGCUAGUCCUACAUUCUUAUGAGUGGGUUUAAGAUCAACAUUGAAUGUGAACACAAGAUCAUCCAAUUAAAAAUCUUAAUUAUUUUGGAUAUCAGGAUACUUAAAAUCAGUCUAUCUUUCUAUACUGUUUCAACUAUGCAGUUAAAGAACACUGUUUGAAAACAUCUGGUGCAGCUUUAUUAGGUUAUGUCCUUGAUAAAGGCUAAUACCCAGACUGGAGCUUUUUAAUAUGCUAUGUUUUAAGCAAAAUCUUCAGCACAUUUUUGAAAUACUUAAUUGAUAGGAUAAAAUUCAGCUUCAUUAAUACAUGUAGCUGAAAGCAGCAGAAAGAAGUCUCAAAAACCUGUAAGAUUGCUUAGAAUUCUAAAAGAGUAAAUAAAAAUAAAUCUUUCACUCUCAGUAAGUUCAGAAUUUAAGCAUAUGCUCUAGGUAAUCCUUUACACACAAACCUGACUGUCAGGCACCUAGGGUCUGCCUAUUUUUUUUUUUUUUAAACUUAAUGUAUAUUGAUAAAAGAUGGGCAGAAAUAAUUUGUAAAAGCAUUUCUACAAAGCAGGUUAAGCAGUGGGCUAAAUGUUUUGUCCAUGCAUCUAGUGCUAGAAAGCAUUAGUGCAUUUUGCCACUUGGAUGUGGUCUGCGCAGGAAGCUGCUGGCCUCUCCAUAACACAUAAAAUGUUUGUCUUUUUUUAAGAUGUUAAGACUGAAUUGAAUUUACUAAAAUGUAAUUGCGUAGGGGGGGAAUGUUUAUACUUUUAUACUUUUUUAGGCACCCGUAUUUUAGCUGCUUAAAUUUAGCACCCAAAUUUCCCCUAAAUAGUAACAGAUAAUCUUAUGUAUUUGAAAAUAAGCAUAAUGGUUGUCUUUGUUAACUGCAUAUUAAAACAUUUCCUCUGAUACAGUAAUCACUGUGUUUUUAGACAAUGUGGCUUCAUCAUAUUCUCUGGGCUCUCUAGCUCAUGGAUGUGCAGCCAACUAGGUUUCUUGUUCUUUACUUGCUGUGCUGUACAGAAUAAUUCAGCAUUGGCAUGUGUGGAUUUUAAUGCCUAAAAUAACUGUAUAAUAAUCCUGAAUCUGCAUUUGUGUUUUCUGUUUUAUUUAACACAAAAUGACAGAACGAUUUAAUUCAUCAGCUGAAAGAAUGAGAACAGCAAAGCAUGAGUAACAAAC